Phytophthora infestans T30-4 is the source of this 1587-nucleotide messenger RNA. RefSeq lists its product as uncharacterized. The coding region runs from base 1 to 1587 and encodes 528 amino acids. NCBI's taxonomy places the organism in Eukaryota, Oomycota, Peronosporomycetes, Peronosporales, Peronosporaceae. The record is from RefSeq and is a predicted model, not a curated record. Gene Ontology annotation, molecular function: protein binding. The transcript has 4 exons.
AUGGAAGCUCCCAGCACAAGAAAAAUUGCUUUGGACUUGACCCCUUUAGAAGCGUCACGACUGAAGGAGGAGGAAGCCGACGCUCGAAUAGCAGCCCGCGAUCUAGAUGGAGCACUACAAUGCCUAGCCAAAGCCAUAUUCCUAAGACCAGAGCACGCACAGCUUUAUGCCAAACGCGCACAAGUGUACUGGGAACUAUGUGACAUCAAAUCAGCGAUUGCAAACUACCGGAAGCUGUUCGCUGUAAAUCCAGACCCACCGCAGCGCAUCAAAGACCAACUUGCGGCAUUGCUGGACCUUCAUGCGUACUCGUUGCUCUGCCUGGGGGAGUCGCCUAAUAUUGUUCUUGGCUACCUUAACGAGGCCAUUCAGCUGAACGCACUCGAUGAAGUCUACUGGUUGCAUCGAGCGGUGGCGAACAUCGAGGCUGGUUGCUUUGAGAAAGCUGUACUGGACGUCGACCACUGUAUUUGCCUCAACAGCCGUGACGUCGAAUACUUCGUGCUGCGCGCUAAAUUGCACUGGCGACUGCACAUGCAAGAGAAAGCGAACGCCGACAUUUACAAGGCAGCUCUUUUGCAACCCGAUCACCCAGAGGUACUUGGACACGAACAGCGAUUGCUGAAAGAAUCUCAAGCUAUCUACGAACAGGCUCGCACACAGUUGAUGGCUCAUCAGUUUGAAGAUGCCAUCCAAAACCUUUCCAGAGCGACAGAAAUUACGCCCGAAGAGACAAAGCUCUAUCUGUUACGUGCAUCUGCCUUCCGUGAGCUUGGAGAGUAUCACAUGGCGUUGCGAGAUACCGAGAAAGCUUUAAGCUGCCAUCAGCACAAAAGAGACACCGUGCAGUCUGAGCAAAAUUUACAAGACAACAAUUAUAAUAAACCAGCACACGUACCAGCUCUGCGGCUCAACGCAGAACGAGACACCUCAUCACAAUAUCGUGAUAUUAUCAAACAACGGAGCCUUAUUCUCACUGACAUUGGGAUCCGUUUCCUGCAUCAAAAGUCGUAUCAGCUUGCAGUAAACGCGAUGAACCAAGCGAUUCGCAGUCACACGGAGCUCACAGAGCUCUUCCGCGAGCAGUUUACUAGCCCACACUGCUUUCUUCAUCGCGGUGAUGCAUACCGCGGACUCGGAAACUUCCAAGCGGUGCGUGCUUUGGCAGAUUACCACCACGCACUAGAGCUGCUUCCAGGAGACCAACACAUUCAAUCGCGCGUCGCACUGGUGCACUACCAAUUUGGCGUGGAGCUGUUCAACAGAGCUCAAUUCGACAAAGCGGAGCUGGAAUUUACACAAGCUAUCGAGCAGGACUCGAAUGUAUCAUACUACUACGUGAGAAGAGGCGAUGCUGCAAGAUAUCUUGAUAAGCACCAAACUGCAUGCGAAGACUACCAAAAAGCACUGCGACUCAACCCAAGUGACACAGAAACUCUGACAAAACUUCAGCAGUACAAUCAGCGCCGCUCCCAAGGCAAUGUGGACAAUGCUCGAAAGUCGUACAAGAAGACGAAUCAACGUGUGCAAGAUCUGUUCCGCAAUCGUCCGGUGGUGCCUCCACCAAGCAUGAAUACACUCAAGUGA